This is a messenger RNA of Didymella exigua CBS 183.55, 1902 nucleotides long. RefSeq lists its product as uncharacterized. Bases 1 to 1902 code for a protein of 633 amino acids. NCBI's taxonomy places the organism in Eukaryota, Fungi, Ascomycota, Dothideomycetes, Pleosporales, Didymellaceae. The transcript is spliced from 2 exons. The record is from RefSeq and is a predicted model, not a curated record. Gene Ontology annotation, molecular function: protein binding.
AUGGGCUCGAGUCUGCUCGGCAGCAUCGACCAUCGGCUGCCCAAUGAGCUGACCCUCGCCGUCGUCCAGCAACUCGCCAAUGAUAACCGCACAUUAUGUACCCUCGCGCAGACCUGUCGCGGGCUCCAGCGGCUCACCGAAGAGCACAUCUACAAAAACAUCAAGCUGCGAUCCGUCAGGGACCUCCAGCGCAUCAUUUCUGCCUUCGUUGCCCGCCAUGAGCGAGUCCGCGCCGUGCACACACUCAAGAUCCUGUACCGAUGGACCGACCACCUGCAAGUGAGCCUGGAGCGGCGCAAGGCCUUCAACGAGUGCGUUGCCCAGAUGGUGAACCUACGCGAAUGGCAUAUCGAGAGCCCAUACGACAACUUCAAGUGGGAAAAGGGCGGCCACGAGUGGGUCGAGGGCGACAUGGAGCGCUUCAGGCAGGCGUUGGAGAAGGCGUGCGUCGACGGCGCGCAGGAGAAGGAACGCUUCGCGCAGGAUCGGAGCCUGUACAGGACCAUGCAGCGGACAGUGGGGCUGGCGCAGCUGGAGUCGCUUACGAUACACUCGCACGGCGCGCAUGCCGACUUUUGGGAGCUGGAUGGCUUCCACUGCCUCUUCCGCCAUCCUAGUCUGCGCUACCUGCACGUUUCUUGUGUGACGUUUCCAACGACUUUGGAGGUGCUCGGGCCGCACCAGAGGACCACACCGCUCACGACCCUCAUCUUCGACGAGUGCAAUCUGGAGACCACCAGCCUGCAGCAAAUCUUGAGCACACCUGAGAAGCUCAGGCGUCUUACGAUCGGAGAGAACGUCUUCAACAUCGACCGAAGCGUCGAGUUGUCGCCGAAGCUAUCUCCGCACCCCCUUGAGGCACUUCAGGCUCUCGCGCCUGUCGCGCACUCGCUUGAGACGCUGGUCCAUCUGGAUUCGAAAUGGCGGCUCAACCCAGAGAAUCACCACAUCGCUCGUCAACGCAUCACAGGCGACGGCAUGCGCCAGUUCCACUCGCUGAAAACGCUCGAGUGCGAUACAGGCUCCUUUCUGCAUGAGGCGAUCGUUAUGAACCACGACCUUUGUCCACCCAACCUCGCUACACUGGUCGUGCGGCGCCAUUUCCUCGUCGCCGAGAAUUUCUUCGACUACCUCCCAGAUGUGGGAAUCUACGCUACUCUUCCAUCGCUCGACACUCUCGAGCUCAAGCAGUCCGCCGCCUCGUUCAACAACGUGUCAACCGCCGAAUACAUCUGCGAGCCUGACCGCCUGCGCAAUCGACAUGCGUACGGCUACGCCCUAUUCAAGAGCGAUAUCAACUUCAAAGUCAGUAUCGAGCUUGGUCGCGGCUCCUCGCUCAUCCCGCCCUACCUGCAUGGCGAGCCAGUUCCAGAAGUCCGCUGCUUGUACGACGCCUCCCACGUCGGCUUCAGACGGCGCAUCAACAAUGACCCUAUGCCUACAGAAUCGGCCCCCACCUCCACGGACCCCAACCUGCCUGAAACCGACCAGCUCUCCUCCGUCGACAUCGCCCGUCUUACAAACGAAUGCGCACGCCUUCUCGACCGGAUGAAGGAGCGCUUCACGCGCGGCUGGGGCCUGAAUCGCGUAGGCGAUCCCGACGAUCCCGACAUCGACUUGCCGCUCUCAGACCUCGACGACGAUUUCGAAGGCACCGACGAAGAGACGGACAGCGAUUUCGAAGCCAUGAUUGCUGACUUGCAGAAUGACGGCGACGAAGACGCGUUUCUGCAGUUUAUUGAGCAUAUGCAAGAACAGGGCAUAGUAAUCCAAAUGGGCAGUGACGAUGAAGAGGACGGAAAUGCCGAUGAUGAAGACUUUGUGGACGCAGAAGAGGAGAUCGAUACGGAUUGGGAGGACGCGGAAGAUGAUCUGGAGGAACAUGACACUGACCAUAAUUGA